GCACCCAUCAACGAGCAUGCGAAUGAGUGAGUGAGCGAGCAUCAACUGUCCGCGUCACUGUCAAGACACCGCAGAGCUGCACUUUUACAACAACAGUCCGCAGUUGUUCACGUGGCUGAAGCCUCCACGCACUACGUUUUUUUGUCUUCUCUUCUUCUCACCAGCCCACGGGUGGACUCACUUAACUUAGCUAACCGGUUAUUAGCUUGUUAUGAGCAGGGGCCUGCUUCUCGUGGAUGCUCAGCUGAGGUAACUGUCAGGGCACCGCCGCUCCAGCAGCCACGCUCGGGCUCUGAAUCCUUGCCCUUAUCUCACCGACAGCAGCCCCGAGGACCCAGACUGCCUGCUUUGGGUCGAGACCUACAUUCUAGCCCCCCGCGACACCACAGCUAGCUAGCUAAUAGUCGGCGUGCGGGGUCAGAAAAAGUAACAGCCUCCUCCACCUCCUCCACCACCACCACCUCAUCCUCCUCCUCUCUGCCGGUCUGUGCCAUGGGUCUGCUGUCACUGGGCUCUCCACUGAACUGGGAAGAAAGCAAGAAGUAUGCGGACCACAUCAGAAAACACGGCAUCAUUCAGUUCCUCAACAUCUACAACAAGGUGAAGGAUCGUCAGAAAGAUGUGCUGAAAUGGGGCGAUGAGGUCGAGUACAUGCUGCUGGAACUGUGUGACAAGGAUGAGAAGGUCCGACUUGUCCUGAAGGGUGAAGAUGUGGUGAAAACGCUUCAAGACCAGGGUGAAAUGAUCAACCCCAAUCACCCCACACUCUGGAGACCAGAGUAUAGCAGCUAUAUGGUUGAAGGAACUCCAGGGCAGCCAUACGGCGGCACUAUGUCAGAGUUCAACACUGUGGAGAGCAACAUGAGGAAGAGACGACGAGAGGCCUCAUCUGUCCUCAACCAGAAUGAAAGCCUCUGCACCAUCACCUCAUUUCCAAGGUUAGGUUGUCCAGGUUUCACCAAACCAGAGUACAAGCCAAGUCCGGUUGAGAAGGGAGCGUCAAAGUCACUGUUCUUCCCAGACGAAGCCAUCAACAGACACCCGAGGUUUAGCACCCUUACCAGAAACAUACGUCACAGAAGAGGAGAGAAAGUUGUUAUAAAUGUUCCAAUCUUCAAAGACAAGUGCACUCCAUCUCCAUUUGUGGAGGAGUUUCCCGAGGAUGAUGGUGAAGCAGCAAGGGCGUCUUUGCCCGAUCACAUCUACAUGGACGCCAUGGGCUUCGGCAUGGGCAACUGCUGUCUGCAGGUAACAUUCCAGGCUUGCAGCAUUGAUGAGGCAAGAUAUCUUUAUGACCAACUAGCAACUUUCUGCCCCAUUGUGAUGGCGUUGAGUGCAGCCUCACCCUUCUACAGAGGCCAUGUGUCGGAUAUUGAUUGUCGCUGGGGAGUUAUUUCUGCCUCGGUGGACGACAGGACACAGGAGGAGCGCGGCCUGAAGCCCCUGAAAAACAACAAAUACAGGAUCUUCAAGUCACGAUACGACUCUAUUGACAGCUACUUAUCCACCUGUGGGGAGAAGUACAAUGACAUCGAAUUGACAAAAGACAAUGAGAUCUACGAGCAGCUGCUCGCCGCAGGAAUCGAUAAGCUACUUGCCCAACACAUCGCUCACCUCUUCAUCCGGGACCCACUCACAGUGUUCAAUGAGAAAAUACACUUGGAUGAUGAAAAUGAGUCUGAUCACUUUGAGAACCUCCAGUCGACCAACUGGCAGACGAUGAGGUUCAAACCUCCACCUCCAAACUCUGACAUCGGCUGGAGAGUUGAGUUCCGACCCAUGGAGGUACAGCUUACUGACUUUGAAAAUGCUGCGUACGUGGUCUUUGUGGUGCUGCUCACCAGAGUGAUCUUAUCCUAUAAACUGGAUUUCCUCAUCCCUUUGUCAAAGGUUGACGAGAAUAUGAAAAUGGCACAGAGGAGAAAUGCGGUCAACGAGGGCAUGUUUUACUUCCGAAAGGACAUGUUCAAAGGCUGCAACCCAGGCCUCGAUGGUACGUCUGCUGCUCAGAACGGCACGGAGACCGACGGUGCUAAUGAGGAAUACAUGCUGAUGAACAUCGACACAAUCAUCAACGGAAAGGAGGGAGUUUUUCAAGGUCUUAUCCCGAUUCUUAACAGCUAUCUGGAAAACAUGGAAGUCGAUGUAGACACCAGAUGCACCAUUUUGAAUUAUCUGAAGCUCAUCAAGAAACGGGCGUCAGGCGAGCUGAUGACUAUGGCCAAGUGGAUGAGGGAAUUUGUUGCCAAUCACCCGCAGUACAAGCAGGACAGCGUCAUAAGUGACAAGAUCAACUACGACCUGUGUCUAAAGUGCGACCGGAUCGCUAAAGGUGAAGAGCAGUGCCCGGAGCUCAUUGGAAACCCAGUAAACAAGGUGAAAUGAAAAAAAAAAACAAUGUUAUAGAAAUGCAUCAUCACUGUAAGACAAACACGCAUGUGAAGACAGACCAAAAUGUGUGGUUCAACAACAAAUGUGGUCCAAGUGUAAGAGAAUGCAGAACAGCAUGUGUGUGUGUGUGUGUGUGUGUGCGGUAAUGAAGGAAAAAAACACCUGCAUAAAAUGUAUGUAUAUAUGUUUCAGAUUUUUAUGAUUACAAAAUUAUUUUAAUAGGAUUAUGACAUACAAGAGGUUGUGGAAUAGAAAUCAGAUGUGUAUUUAUUUUUAUCCAGAAAAUAAUGGCUAUCUGUGUGAGAAUGUAAAUGUAGCAAAGAGCUGUACAGUAAUCUGAUUUUAGUCUCGUGUUCUGUAAAUACUGUAUCUUGGCUCUAAGCAACAGUAACAUCGUAGGCACUCUCUGUUUGCUAGAAAUCAGACAUUCUUUACAUUUGGUUGAGGGUUGGUUUUUUUGGGGGGGUUGUCUUUUUAUUUCGUUUUGCUGGUGACAUCAUAGUGGGACCUUUUACUGUAUGUUGCAUCAGACUGGAAAUAUUAAUCAGUUGUUUGCAGUGUGAUGCAGCUCCAAAUAAAUCUGUACAAAAAGAAA
This is a messenger RNA of Solea solea (common sole), 2986 nucleotides long. It is a transcript of the gene gclc, whose product is annotated as glutamate-cysteine ligase, catalytic subunit. Gene Ontology annotation, biological process: glutathione biosynthetic process. The transcript is spliced from 16 exons. Gene Ontology annotation, cellular component: glutamate-cysteine ligase complex. Lineage: Eukaryota; Metazoa; Chordata; Actinopteri; Pleuronectiformes; Soleidae. The record is from RefSeq and is a predicted model, not a curated record. Gene Ontology annotation, molecular function: glutamate-cysteine ligase activity. The coding region runs from base 493 to 2385 and encodes 630 amino acids.